AUGGGCCCCUGUACCGCCUCCUCAUGCUGCUGCCAGGCCCGUAAUCUGCCAUGGGCCCCCUUACCGACUCCUCAUGCUGCUGCCAGGCCCGUAAUCUGUCAUGGGCCCCUGUACCGCCUCCUCAUGCUGCUGCCAGGUCCAGAGUGUGUCAUAGGUCCCUGUACGGCCUCCCAUUGCUGCUGUCUCCAUCGCCACACUCUGCCAUGUGCCACUUUCAGGUCUCCUCACACUGCUGGUGGGUUCCAUUUUGUCAUAGGGUGCUGGCAGAUUACGGGCCUCCCAUUGCUGCUGCCAGGCCCGUAAUCUGCCAUGGGCCCCCGUACCGACUCCUCAUGCUGCUGCCAGGCCCGUAAUCUGUCAUGGGCCCCUGUACCGCCUCCUCAUGCUGCUGCCAG
Staurois parvus is the source of this 395-nucleotide messenger RNA. Lineage: Eukaryota; Metazoa; Chordata; Amphibia; Anura; Ranidae. The record is from the annotation of a GenBank genome assembly.